Juglans regia (Persian walnut) is the source of this 2033-nucleotide messenger RNA. RefSeq names its product putative glucuronosyltransferase PGSIP8. The record is from RefSeq and is a predicted model, not a curated record. Bases 333 to 1775 code for a protein of 480 amino acids. The transcript is spliced from 5 exons. Gene Ontology annotation, molecular function: glycosyltransferase activity. NCBI's taxonomy places the organism in Eukaryota, Viridiplantae, Streptophyta, Magnoliopsida, Fagales, Juglandaceae.
AUUUGUCCUAAUUUAUACUCUAUUUCGAGCCUUCCAGCUUCGACGCUGCCUGCCAGUGCCUGCCCUGUUUAUCAGAAACUGAACUCUCUUUCUCCCUGUCUUUGAUCUCUCCCUCUCUCAUCUUUCUCUCUCAGCACAGUUCCUUCGCAGCUUCUAGCCUUCUACCAAUAUAGCAAAGAAAGAGGUACAUGUAUUUGAUAUUAUGAUCAUCCCUGUAUGUAUACCAUUUUCGUCGCUAGCUAGCUAGCUAGCUAGGGAGAAGAACUUGUCGAUCAAAACAACAACAGCAAAAAAAAAAAAAGGAUCGAAGGCAAAGAAAGAGGGAGGAAUAAAUGGAUGGAGGUAAAGAGCAGCGAAAGAUUGCUGGUUUGGUGAGAACUUUGCUGCUAAUUUUAGCUGCUACGGCGGCAUACGAAGCGAGGGAAGCGUUUGGAGGAGAAGCUGUAGCUGUAAGGGCGCCGAGCAAGAACGCGUACGCGACGAUGAUGUACAUGGGGACGCCGAGGGAUUACGAGUUCUACGUGGCUAUCCGCGUCCUGCUCAGAUCGCUCGCCGCCCUCGAUGUCCAGACCGAUCGCCUCGUCAUUGCCUCGCUCGACGUCCCUCUCCGUUGGGUCCGUGCUCUGGAACAUGAAGAUGGGGCAAAGGUGUUGAGAGUUAAGAAUUUGAAUAAUCCAUACGAGGAUCAGUCCAAUUUCGACAGGAGAUUCAAAUUGACAUUGAACAAACUCUAUGCAUGGAGCCUGGUCGACUAUGACAGGGUUGUCAUGCUCGAUGCUGACAAUCUCUUUCUUCAAAAGACCGAUGAAUUAUUCCAGUGUGGACAGUUUUGCGCGGUCUUUAUCAACCCUUGCAUAUUUCAUACUGGACUCUUUGUCUUGCAGCCAUCAAUGGAGGUGUUCAAUGACAUGAAAAAAGAGUUGGAGAGAGGAAGAGAGAAUCCAGAUGGUGCAGACCAGGGUUUUAUUUGUGGAUACUACCCAGAUUUGCUUGAUCGGCCAAUGUUCCAUCCACCCCCUAACGGCACCAAGCUUGAUGGAACCUUCAGACUUCCCUUGGGAUAUCAAAUGGAUGCUACUUACUACUAUCUUAGACUUCGCUGGAGUGUACCCUGUGGACCCAACAGUGUGAUUACAUUCCCAGGUGCACCAUGGUUGAAGCCUUGGUACUGGUGGUCAUGGCCCGUACUGCCAUUAGGCAUUUCAUGGCAUGAACAACGCCGGCAAACCAUUGGGUAUGUUGCAGAGAUACCAGCGAUGCUUGUCCAGUUUGCAACUUAUCUAGGAAUUAUAGUAUUGACUCGUCUAGCACGGCCAAACUUCUCCAAGUUAUGCUACCGGCGAUCGGAGAAUCACAUUUCCUUGAUACAAGCAGGCCUCAAAGUCAUAGCGGUGUGGUCUAUUGUUGCCUCUUAUAUUGUACCCUUCUUCAUUAUUCCUCGCACUCUUCAUCCACUUCCUGCAUGGAGUCUUUAUUUGUUCGGAUCUUUUGCGCUUUGCUCCAUAGCUAUAAAUGCAUUUUUACUACCAAUGCUACCGGUUCUGGUCCCGUGGUUUGGGAUCUUUGGGUCCCUUCUAGUAAUGGCAUUUCCUUGGUACUCAGAUGGGGUUGUAAGAGCACUAGCUGUCUUUGGCUAUGCAUUUUGUGCUGCACCUUUCGUGUGGAUAGCCAUAGUCAAGGUCAUGGCAAGCCUUCAGGUCUCACUUGAAAGGGAAGCUUUCUUCCCAAGACUGGGGGAAUCUUCGCCGCCUCCAGGAUUUAACAAGUUAUAUUGAGCAAGAAGUUUCUCAUCAGCAUGAUCCAAUGCCUCAACAAAGGAGUUAGUCUUUUGGAAAAUUUAGACAGAUACUGGAGUUGCCUGUGGAUAGAAAUGGAGAGAGGCUGUGUUUUGCAUGGGCUCCUCUGGUUUGGUGGUGCAUUCAAGUUACUGUCACGGAUUAGGCAGGAAGACUGGAAGAGGAGAGGGGAUGGGGGGAUGGAAUGUUGGCAAUGAAUCCAUGCAUCAUUUGUUAUAAUGAAUUUGUUGUAUUUUU